UCUUUAAGAACGAGUAGGUGCCGUGCGUCAGUGUUCUGCCACCCCCAUGGACGGCAGGAUGAGCAGCCCACGUGCACGGUUAUGACACCAUGAAGAGCUACCAUGGGGAGCGCAGCCAGCCACGGGAACACCCCUGCCACUGCGUGCCAGAGGCCUGCGACCAGCCGAUGGAAUACGUCCACCAUAGCCAGGAAUCCCGCCAGCCAUACCUCCUCAGCCCCAGUGAGCCCUGUUCCUUGGACCACUACUGCCCGUCCCGGAGCUCCGCCGAGCCCCCCCUCAGCCUAACGGAGCCCCUGUCCGCCGCCAGCAGCAGCAGCACCUUCCCUAGGAUGCACCACACGCCGCAGCAGUACGAUUCCUGCGACGAGUGCAUGGCGGCCGCCCACCCUGCCGGCAAGAUCAACCGGCUGCCCCCAACGCUCCUCGACCAGUUUGAGAAGCAGCUGCCCCUGCACCACGACGGCUUCCACACCCUGCAGUACCAGCGGGCCAGCAGCACGGAGCAGCCGCGCAGCGAGAGCCCCAGCCGCAUCCGGCACCUCGUCCACUCGGUCCAGAAGCUCUUCGCCAAGUCGCAUUCGCUGGAGGCGCCGUCCAAGCGGGAGUACAACGGCACCAAGAUGGAAGGGCGGGGAGGGGAGGCCGGCUACCACCACCACCACCCGCACCACCACCACCGCCAGUCGCGCCACGGCAAGCGCAGCAAAAGCAAAGACCGCAAGCCGGACUCCUCCUCGUCCCGCCAUCGGAACAAGAUGAUGGGCUGGUGGAGCUCGGAUGACAACUUGGACAGUGACAGCAGCUACAUGGUGUCCGGGAGGCAACACGCCGUCGACCAGGCCACCCAGUACUGCGUGGACACCCCGGAGAGUGCCUUCAGAGACUUGACCCUGAAGAGUCUGAAGAGCGGAAGUGGGGAGGGGAAGUGUUUGGCCUGUGCCGGGAUGUCCAUGUCCCUCGAUGGCCAGACUCUCAAGCGGAGCUCCUGGCACACCAUGACCGUCAGCCAAGCGCGGGAGGCCUACCCCAGCACGGCAGGAGGCCCAGAGAAAGCCUUGAUGCUCCAAGAGGCGAAGGCCAAGGACCGAUCAUAUCAUUACCUUCAGGUUCCACAGGAUGACUGGGGAGGAUACCCAGCCUCAGGGAAGGAUGGCGAGAUACCAUGUCGACGGAUGCGGAGCGGCAGCUACAUCAAGGCCAUGGGAGACGACGACAGUGGGGACUCAGAUACCAGCACCAAGGUGUCUCCCAAGGGGGUGACCCGGCGUGACGGGUAUCGCCGUUCCUCCAGUGUAGAUCAGGCCCGAACCAACUGCUGCACAUCACCCCGAAUCCGGCCACGGGGACAAGGGUAUGGACGUUCUUUCACCACCGGGCAGAUUAAUGAUGAGUUGAACCACCAGUUUGAGGCCGUGUGUGAGUCUGUUUUUGGCGAGGUGGAGUCACAGGCCGUGGAGGCCUUGGACCUGCCCGGAUGCUUCCGCAUGCGCAGCCAUAGCUACCUGAGGGCCAUUCAGGCCGGUUGCUCCCAGGACGAUGACUGCCUCUCCCUCUUCACCAUGGCGACCACGACCCACCAGCCUGGCCAGCCCCUCACCACCUUUAGUUAUAGGAAAGCUCUGCCUCCCCUUCCUCCAGGGAUCAAAGCCAAGCCCCUCAUUUCUGUUACAACGCAGAGCAGCACUGAUUCCACCCACGACAGCUUCCUGCCCAGAGAGGUCAACAGAAGCCCGUCAUGGUCCAAAGAGGCCACGAAGCGCUGCAAUUCCACCGAGAGUUUAGAAAGUACCAAGAUCACUGCCAUGUCCCUAGACUUGCCUUCCAUCCAGCCCAGGACUUCCCCCAAACCCUCCACCCUCAUCGUCAGGACGAUUCCAGGGAGGGAGGAGUUGAGAAGUUUGGCUCGUCAGAGGAAAUGGCGCCCAUCUAUUGGAGUUCAGGUGGAAACCAUAUCCGAUUCUGACACAGAAAACAGAAACCGACGAGAGUUUCACUCCAUUGGGGUGCAAGUGGAAGAAGAUAAAAGGCGCGCUCGGUUCAAGCGGUCGAACAGCGUGACGGCUGGUGUACAGGCUGACCUGGAGCUGGAAGGGCUGGCAGGGCUGGCAGUGGCGACGGAAGACAAGGCCCUUCAGUUUGGGCGAUCCUUCCAGCGACAUUCCUCAGAGCCGGAGUCCACACGGCAGUACUCUGUCUACAAGACAGUGCACACGCAAGGCCAGUGGGCUUACCGGGAAGACUAUCAGAUGCAGUAUGACACAGUGGAAGUGCCGCGCCAGGAUAACUGGAUGGACAGGGGCUCGCGCAGCCUGCCCGAUUCUGGCCGGGCAUCGCCCUGCCACCGGGAUGGCGAGUGGUUCAUCAAGCUGCUGCAAGCAGAAGUAGAAAAGAUGGAAGGCUGGUGCCAGCAGAUGGAAUUGGAGGCUGAAGAUUACGAUUUGCCAGAAGAGAUUCUUGAGAAGAUCCGGAGCGCAGUGGGCAGUGCCCAGCUCCUGAUGUCCCAGAAAGUCCAGCAGUUUUACCGGCUCUGCCAGCAGAAUAUGGACCCCAACGCUUUUCCCAUGCCCACUUUCCAGGACCUGGCUGGAUUCUGGGACCUCCUGCAGCUGUCCUUUGAAGACGUCAGCCUGAAGUUUGCUGAGCUGCACCAGCUCAAAGCCAACGGGUGGAAACCCCUCGAGCCCAAGGAGGAGAAGAAGGUGCCUCCGCCGAUACCAAAGAAGCCACCGCGCUCCCGGCUGCACCCGGUGAAGGACCGGUCCUUGGACUCUGUGGACCGUCAGAGGCAAGAGGCCCGCAAGAGGCUUUUGGCAGCCAAGCGGGCGGCCUCUUUCCGCCAGAGCUCGGCCACCGAGAGUGCAGACAGCAUCGAAAUCUACAUCCCCGAGGCCCAGACCAGACUGUGAGGCCGGCAACGGGGCGGGCGGCUUUUCUAAUGACC
Messenger RNA from Elgaria multicarinata webbii, 2944 nucleotides. RefSeq names its product DLG associated protein 3 (gene DLGAP3). The record is from RefSeq and is a predicted model, not a curated record. Gene Ontology annotation, cellular component: postsynaptic specialization; glutamatergic synapse. Gene Ontology annotation, biological process: signaling. The transcript is spliced from 11 exons. Bases 90 to 2909 code for a protein of 939 amino acids. Gene Ontology annotation, molecular function: molecular adaptor activity. Lineage: Eukaryota; Metazoa; Chordata; Lepidosauria; Squamata; Anguidae.